AUAAUUCGUGAAGAAAAAGCAAGGAAACGGGUCAAUCUGAAUUUGUAAAAAGUUAAAAACUUAAACCUUAAAAAGCAGAAGAUUUCAAAUGGGGGACUGCAGCGACCCAGACUCUUCUAGUGAAUGGGAGCAGGACCCUGGGGUUAUAUCCAUACCAGAAUUAAGAUACGGCUCAAAUUUGACCCCUCGCCAAAGUUCCCUGGCGGGACUUCCAAUGGGAAAUUCUGGAGUAUCACAGCAAAUCCAUAACACCGGGCCUAUUCCCGUACUCGGGCCCUCCGGAGUUAGUUCCUACUUACGGAGCUGUUCCCCUGGACGGGUUCCAAAGGAGAAUUACGGAGACUCGGUCUCUUCUAUCGACAGAAACCCAUACAUGUUCCGUCGUUCAAUGGAGUAUCCCAGCGACACAGAGUCAAGUGAAACCAGCAGUAGCUCCGAUAGCAACAUGAGCUCCAACGAACCAUCAACAUCAAUGGGAUAUACUAACUCAGAUUCUAACGAGAAUUCUCCUACGAACAUACGGAUCAAAUCAGAUACCGAGGAGUCCACGAAAUCAGUCAUGCCCUACAACUGCCCUGUGUGGCUGGAAGACGUCCGCGAGAAGAAACCAGUGUCCACCAAUUGUGGCCACAUUUUCUGCAAAGCGUGCAUUGUGAGAGCUGUCGACAUGGGGAGGAUAUGCCCAUUGUGCGGAGUUGAUGAGCCCAAAUUCCAUCGUAUUUUCUUGUAAGACGUGAUAUUCACACCUAAAGACACUGUUGCUCCAUUAUAACAACGCAAACAUAAAUCUUAU
Drosophila sechellia is the source of this 793-nucleotide messenger RNA. RefSeq names its product RING finger domain-containing protein elfless (gene elfless). Gene Ontology annotation, molecular function: ubiquitin protein ligase activity; SUMO binding; SUMO-ubiquitin ligase activity. NCBI's taxonomy places the organism in Eukaryota, Metazoa, Arthropoda, Insecta, Diptera, Drosophilidae. The record is from RefSeq and is a predicted model, not a curated record. Gene Ontology annotation, biological process: ubiquitin-dependent protein catabolic process. Gene Ontology annotation, cellular component: SUMO-targeted ubiquitin ligase complex.